Arachis stenosperma is the source of this 1206-nucleotide messenger RNA. RefSeq lists its product as uncharacterized. The transcript has 2 exons. The record is from RefSeq and is a predicted model, not a curated record. Bases 1 to 1206 code for a protein of 401 amino acids. Lineage: Eukaryota; Viridiplantae; Streptophyta; Magnoliopsida; Fabales; Fabaceae.
AUGGCAAGUGAGGAAGAGAGUUUUCUUGCCUUAGUGUAUUGCUCUGGAAAAAUCCAAAAAAUCAAAAGAUAUGGUGUGAAGUUCACUGACAGAGAACCACUAAGUAUUUUCAUCAGUUUAUCAAGCACUUUGUCAGAUUUAAAGAACAGCAUCUUGCAGAAGCUUGGGGUGUUUGGUAGCAAGUGGGUGAAGAAGCUAUUUUACAAGAUUUCCAUCGCAGUUGUCUCGACCGGUGUUAAGUAUGAUACCUUUGUGCUAGCGGCUGAUGAAGAUAUUAGGGUUCUGUUCCAUUGUGUUAGGAGUUUUCCAGAGGUCAGAAUACACGAGUUGUUCGCGAAGUUGGAGGUUGGUGUCGAUAGUUCUGGGGUAUCAGCUCUAGUUCAUAGCUCGACUGCCGCGGGCGGUGCGUCUAGUUCGAUGCCUGUAGUGAGACCAUCCAUUUCGCUGGUAGCAUCCCCUUCAUUCACAGCUGAUUUAGAUCGAACGGAGGUUGUUGGUUCUGUACCUUUGGAGAAUGCAGGGGUCUUUGAGCAGGCGUAUGAGGUGGGCACCGGUGGUGGCUUGCUACCUGAUAUGCAAGGCUUUGGAGAACCUGAUCGAGUAGAGAAUGCAAUGUCAUGGGCCUUUAAGUUCUGGCACUCAGCAGUAUGCUCCACACUUCUCCACACUAAACUUGGAGGCUCUGGGUCCACAGGCAGACGGUGGUCCUACAAUUGGGGCUCUUCUACAGAAUUUCAGAUUGGGCAAUCAUUCCAGAAUAAAGAUGAGGUUGUGCUGAGUGUGAAGGACUAUAGCAUCCACCGAGGUGUUGAGUACAGAGUCAUCGAAUCAGAUCAUCUUAAGUAUCAUGGAAAAUGCAAGGAGUUCGGCAAGGGUUGUAGUUGGUUGAUUCGCGUAGCGCUGCGUGCACGAAAGGGCACUUGGGAAGUUAGGAGGUACAACGGGCCACACACUUGCUUGUCAACCAAUAUUUCCAGUGAUCACCGUCAGCUGGAUUAUCACGUUAUCUGUGCAAGGAUUCUUCCGUUGAUUAGGACAGAUGUUGUGGUCACGGUAAAGGUGUUGCAACAAGCUACAGAAGCCGAUUACGGUUUCAGGCCUAGUUACAUGAAGGUUUGGAUGGCGAAGCAGAAGGCAGUGGCACAAAUAUAUGGAGAUUGGGAAGAGUCGUAUGCAGAGUUGUCACAUUGGAUGCUAGGGGUAUAG